AUGGAUACCACAUUCUCACCCUCGCGAGUCCCUCAAGCCCCUCCUCCAUCCCCCGUCUCUUCGCCUCCCUCAUCCCACAUGUCCACACCUUAUCCAUCCCGCGCGUCUAGCCCUCCUCCUAUAGGACUCGCUAGCUCUCGCAAUACUGGAUGGGGCAGGGCAGAUUUGGAUAACGAUGAACUGGCUAGCUUGAAAAUGAGACUGCGAUCCGCUGAGAGUGUUAUGCGUAUUGAAACACUUAAACGCAACAUCGCCUAUAUCUUGGACCGUCAUGCCUUGUCGAUUUCUAUGUCCGCCGUGCCGGCGUCUAUGUCCGCAGGUCAAUUUCUUCCUCCAAAGGAUCAGUUUGUAAACUCAACCCAGCCGUCCCUCAAUACUUCAGACACUAUCAAUAUGGCCUCCACUGCAACCAAUGAACAAGCCGAUUUCACAAAGAGCGAGAACAUGCAACCUGUUCCUGCUCAAGAGCUAUCCGAAAUUGGUAAGGCACAACCAGACUGUCACAUUUGGCCCGACAAAUCUGAUGAUUUCAUGCUAGACGGUGCCGCAGAAUAUCUCAAGCAGACCGCAGCUAUCGGGUUUACUUACAAGAUGGACAUCAACGCCGCUGAAAAGCUCAAGUUGACUACAGAGGUUGUACUGUCCCACAAGACAUCUGAUGCUGAGAAUGGUGGAGAAAAAAACUUCAUCAAGGAGGGUGACAUGAAGGACAAUGCCAUCAAGGAAGUCGACAUCAAGGAUGGUAGCAUCAAGGAGAUCAGCACUAAGAAUAACGGUGUCAAGCAAGUCAAAACCAAGAUCGGCAGCGUUAAGAAAGACGAUCAUGUUGACGACACCUGGGUCCAUGUGAAUCCCCGAACCAUUGUCAGGCGUCCAGGCACUCGAAACAUGAACGCCCACAAGGCAAGCGGGGCCGAUGAUGAGUUCCCCGAUUACGAUGAAGAACGUGCCAUGGACCUGCUUCGCUACCCUCCCCCGCCAUAUACAAUCCGUGUACGCAGUCGAGAGGUCCAGCAGGCUAUCGAGGAUGAUUUCGUCGUUGUGGAGCAUGAACAGAGUCCACACCCCGUUGGACUUCUCGAUGCGAUUGUGCAGCGGGCUGGACACAGCAAGCCGGCUGUUGAUCAAGAUGACGAACAGCCUCCUGUUGAGCAACCACAGCCUGCUUAUUACUAG
This is a messenger RNA of Venustampulla echinocandica, 1176 nucleotides long. RefSeq lists its product as uncharacterized. Lineage: Eukaryota; Fungi; Ascomycota; Leotiomycetes; Helotiales; Pleuroascaceae. Bases 1 to 1176 code for a protein of 391 amino acids. The record is from RefSeq and is a predicted model, not a curated record. The transcript has 4 exons.